CGGGAACAAAUAGCUGUUUGUGAAGUCAUGAAAUACGACUUUAGGUUGCUAUAUACACAUGUACUGUAUAUUUGCCAUCGUAUAUUUAUUAAAGCGUGAAAAGAAAGAAAGGCACUUGGUAGUAGAUCAUUUCCACCAGAAGAGAGCAGCAUAGAGUAAUAACGCUAGCAAGGUUGGUUUCAGCGGAAGUGGACAAUGUUGGAGGACCGAGUACCGCGUACGAGUUUACUAUGAACAGAAAUACAUACUGGAAUAUUUCCUGCUUAUAUUCACAACAUGGCUCUGGUUCCAUAUGUAGACAGUGUGAUACCUGCACUUUCCAAACUUCAGAAUUUAUCCGCGCGUUUUCAUUUUGCCAACCGUGAUAUCUGCAUAGCCCAGGACUGGAGGAAUCUUGGAGUUGCAGCAGUUGUAUGGGACGCAGCAGUUGUCAUGUGUAUGUACUUGGAGCUGAGCCAGGUAGAGCUUCGUGGGAAGGUGGCCAUCGAACUGGGGGCUGGAACCGGACUGGUGGGCAUCGUUGCAGCCUUGCUGGGUGCCAAAGUGACCAUCACUGACAGGAUGCCUGCUCUGGACUUCUUGUCUGCCAACGUCAAAGCCAACCUGCCCUCUGAUGUCCAAGACUCUGUGGUGGUCUCAGAGCUGUCUUGGGGUGAGAACCUCGACCGCUACCCGGCAGAGGGAUUCGAUCUGGUGCUUGGAGCCGACAUUGUUUACCUGGAGGACACGUUUGUGCCACUGAUACAGACACUGCAGCACCUGUGUGCCGAGGCCACCGUCGUGUUGCUGGCAUGCAAGAUCCGCUACGAGCGAGAUGCCAACUUUUUAAGCAUGCUCAGGCAAUGGUUCACUGUGGAGGAGGUUUACUACGACAAACAGAGGGAUAUUCACAUAUAUAAGGCUUGGAAACAACCACCCAGGAGCGAUUUAUGAAUGCCCUUUUAAGAUUACCUGACUAAAUAACGUUUUUUUUUAAAAAAUCCAAGAUUAGCAGAAACAUAUUUAUUACCAGCUGUAACAAAGUAUGGUAUACAUUGGUGCUGACAUGAACUUAAAUGUUCUGACUGAAAAUGAAUGAAAAGCCACAUAACAUAAAAAGUAAGGACUAUUAAAAGAGUACAAUAUGGCAUCCCGUCAUGAAGUCUCCAUGGCUUGGUUGCACUUUACAAUCUUCUUGCAAAUAUGCCACGAUUGUGAAAAAGCAAAGCAUUUAAUGAUCAGUUGCUGCUGCGUGAGAUGAAGCUGGCAAAUAACGUGAAAUGUAUCUGGAUUGUUUCAGCAAGGAAAAGUGCACACGUCGCCUCGUCUUACUUAUUAGGACUUUACAAACGUUCCCAAUAAAGUCUUUGAAGUUCAAAUACAUCACCUGCAUCAUGUAUUUCUUGUAUUGCAUAACAAGUUGUAAGCAGGGCUCAUUAUUUUUGGCUUUUUAUUUAAAAAAAUAACGACAUCAGCAAUAAUAGAUUAGAAUAAAAGCCACAAUACAAAAACAUUUUUUUCCCUCACAUUAUGCUUGGAUCUCACACUUUGUGUCAGUUCUUCCCACCUUUUUUAUUUUUAUUGUAAACACUUGUGAUAUUCCUGUUUUGUUGUUGCUUUUUUUUUUAAACGGGUGCAGAUCAGUAAAAAGAACAAAAAACAAAAAAUAAUGACCCUGCAGGUUGGAGACACCACAUCAGUAAAAAAUAAGAAAGAAAAAAAGAAGCUAGCUUGUGUUUUC
Dunckerocampus dactyliophorus (ringed pipefish) is the source of this 1720-nucleotide messenger RNA. RefSeq names its product methyltransferase 21A, HSPA lysine (gene mettl21a). The record is from RefSeq and is a predicted model, not a curated record. The coding region runs from base 277 to 933 and encodes 218 amino acids. Gene Ontology annotation, cellular component: cytoplasm; cytosol. The transcript is spliced from 3 exons. Gene Ontology annotation, biological process: peptidyl-lysine methylation. Gene Ontology annotation, molecular function: protein-lysine N-methyltransferase activity. Lineage: Eukaryota; Metazoa; Chordata; Actinopteri; Syngnathiformes; Syngnathidae.